This is a messenger RNA of Glycine soja, 1458 nucleotides long. Its product is annotated as mitochondrial import receptor subunit TOM40-1-like. The record is from RefSeq and is a predicted model, not a curated record. The transcript is spliced from 11 exons. Gene Ontology annotation, cellular component: mitochondrial outer membrane translocase complex; mitochondrial outer membrane. The coding region runs from base 174 to 1115 and encodes 313 amino acids. Gene Ontology annotation, biological process: protein import into mitochondrial matrix. Gene Ontology annotation, molecular function: transmembrane protein transporter activity. NCBI's taxonomy places the organism in Eukaryota, Viridiplantae, Streptophyta, Magnoliopsida, Fabales, Fabaceae.
GGUACGGGUCGGGUCCAUGUGUAAGCCGCAAGGAAGGUGUGUUAUGUAUAAGCAUAGGAGAAAAGUAAACUAGGGUUUUAGCAGUGGAAGCUUUGUUGAGAAGGAAGGGGUUUUAGAAUAGAACUCCACAUUUUUAAGAUUUGAUUUGUUUUUCUCUUCUCUUCUCAUCAUCAAUGGCGACCCUCAUUCCUCCCCCUCCUCCCCCUCCUCCCCCUCCUCCUCCUCCUGCCGCCGCCGCCGACCCCAAGGUCGAUUACUUGAACCUCCCAUGUCCAAUUCCCUUCGAAGAGCUCCAUCGCGAAGCUAUGAUGUCUUUGAAGCCAGAUCUUUUUGAGGGCAUGCGUUUUGAUUUCACCAAGAUGCUCAAUCAGAAGUUCUCCCUCAAUCACAGCGUGUUGAUGGGACCUACUGAGGUUCCUUCUCAGUCCACGGAGACUAUUAAGAUUCCAACUGCUCACUAUGAGUUUGGCUCAACCUUCAUUGAUCACCCUAGGUUGUUGCUCUGGGGGAGAAUUUUGACUGAUGGGAGGCUCAAUGCCAGAGUCAAGUGUGAUUUGUCCGAAAAUCUCACUUUUAAAGCCAAUGCUCAGCUCACAAAUGAGCCGCAUAUGUCUCAUGCGAUGAUCAACUUUGAUUACAAGGGAAAAGACUAUAGAACCCAAUUUCAACUUGGUAAUGGAGCCUUGCUAGGAGCAAGUUAUAUUCAGAGUGUGACACAGCAUUUAUCAUUGGGUGGGGAGGUAUUUUGGGCCGGUCAGCAUCGGAAGUCUGGUAUUGGUUAUGCUGCUCGCUACAACACUGAUAAAUCGGUUGCUACCGGGCAAGUUGCUAGCACUGGAAUGGUUCUUCUAAGCUAUGUUCAGAAGGUAUCUGAGAAGGUUUCUCUAGCAUCUGAGUUUAUGUGCAACUACUUGUCAAGAGAUGUCACAGCUAGCUUUGGUUACGACUACAUCCUUAGACAGUGCCGCCUUAGGGGAAAGAUUGACUCCAAUGGCUGUGUUGCUGCUUUUUUGGAGGAGCGGUUAAAUAUGGGUCUGAAUUUUAUUCUUUCUGCAGAGCUUGACCACAGGAAAAAAGACUACAAAUUUGGGUUUGGUUUGACCGUUGGAGAAUGAAUAAGCCGGACUAGAGCUGUGUUUUCAUUGCUGUAGCCAGCUUAGCAAGCUUUCUUGCAUCCUUUUCCUUGUUGGAGAUUUUUCUUAACGAAAAAGAAAAGAGGAAAUAUCGUUUGUGUCGGGAAACACACUAUUUACAAUCCACAAGUAGCUGCAGAAUUUUCAGUAGUCAUCAAUUUAUUUGGAACUUAGCCGAAAAAACUUUAUUUAUUUGGAUCUAUUGCCCUGUUUUCCCUUGCGGGGGAUGUAGAGUGAUAUCAGUUUAAUGCAUAUUGUGAGAUUCAAUUUCAAUAAUGUUUCUAGUGCUCGAGUAUCUAUCCAUGUCCUAUACUUUUAAAUGACC